CAUCCUUCCUUCCCUGCUUUCAAAACAAAGCCAAUUUAUUUAGCUUUUCCCUUUCUGAUUGGGGCACUGCAGAAAAACAUAAGCAAUAUGCAAGAACAACCGGUCAUUAUCAUCGGAGCCGGCCCCUCAGGGUUGGCUACCGCCGCUUCCCUUAACCUCCACUCAAUCCCUUACAUCCUCCUCGAAAGAGAGGAUUGUUUCGCUUCCCUUUGGAAGAAAAACGCCUACGAUCGUCUCCACCUUCACCUACACAAGCAGUUCUGCCAGCUUCCCCACCUCCCUUUCCCUCACUCUUAUCCCCGUUUCAUCUCUAAGCAACAGUUCGUAUCUUAUUUGGACGACUACGUUUCUCAUUUUAAGAUCACCCCUCUGUACUGUCGAUGCGUUGAGCUGGCUUUGUUCGAUGAAAUAACCAAGGAAUGGAUCGUCAAGGUCAGGAAGUUGAGUUCCGGCGAGGUCGAGGAGUUCAGGGGGAGGUUUUUGGUCGUCGCCAGUGGAGAAGCAACCGACCCUUACACACCUGAGAUUGAAGGACUGAAAUCUUUUCCUGGAGAUGUUCUUCAUUCAACCCAGUUCAAAAAUGGGAAGGCGUUUAGAGACAAGAACGUUUUGGUUGUUGGGUCAGGCAAUUCCGGCAUGGAGAUCGCCAUGGACCUUGCGAAUCACGGUGCCAAAACAUCCAUCGUCGUUCGCAGCCCGGUUCAUAUACUUUCGAGGGAAAUGGUGUACUUGGGGUUGAAUCUGUUGAAGUAUAUACCAUUAAACAUGGUGGACUGGUUGAUGGUCAUGCUUAGCAAGCUGGUUUACAGGGAGUUGAGUAAGUACGGGCUUAGCAGGCCUAAGGAAGGUCCAUUUUUCAUGAAAGUUGCCAACGGCAAGUACCCUGUUUUGGAUGUAGGAACCUAUAGUAAGAUCAAGUCCCGGGAGAUUCAGGUAUUGCCGGCUAUAUCGAGUGUAAAAGGCAAUGAAGUGGUGUUCGAGAACGCCGAAUCACAUGCCUUCGACACAAUUGUGUUCUGCACUGGAUUCAAGCGCUCCACACAUAUCUGGCUUAAGGUUCUGGUUUUGUUUCGAGACAGGGAGAUGAUUACCUGCUGAAGGAUGACGGAAUUCCGAAACCGAGUUUCCCGAACCAUUGGAAGGGAAAGAAUGGAUUGUACUGUGUCGGAUUGUCGAGAAGGGGCUUGUAUGGGGCAGGCUUUGAUGCACAAAACAUAGCCGAUGAUAUCAAGUCUCUUCUAAAAUGAUUCAUUCAUUUGAAUAAGGAAUAAUAUAUUAUACUAUAAUUUAUUUGCAAAUUUUCCCUUUCUUGAGGGCCCUAAGAACAAUUACACCAAUAGAUUCAAUUACAAGAAUAUCAUGCUUCAGGUGUUUUUCUAGAA
Molecule: messenger RNA, 1382 nt
Organism: Gossypium arboreum
Lineage: Eukaryota; Viridiplantae; Streptophyta; Magnoliopsida; Malvales; Malvaceae
Product: probable indole-3-pyruvate monooxygenase YUCCA10
Exons: 4
Coding region: 88-1098 (336 amino acids)
Molecular function (GO): N,N-dimethylaniline monooxygenase activity; flavin adenine dinucleotide binding; NADP binding
Source: RefSeq, a predicted model, not a curated record